AUGGCAGCCUUUUCUUACCUGCAUCAGUACCCCGUUUUUGUUGUUGACGAGUUUCAGCUCAAUCCAAACACCAAAAACGACGAGUCUAGUUUACUGCUAAAGGAAGAAACCAUCACAAGCGGAACUUUUUUCUCUCCAAAUCUUCCAUAUGAAAGUCUCCAGGAGAGCCCUUUACAUGCUGAAAGAAUCCUUGAAACCAUACAUGCUUAUGAGAGCAGCAGUGUGAAGGUCCCUUUCACUAGCACUAAACACUGCUGUGAAGAGGAUCAAGUUACUCAGGUGAUGACCCCUACAAUGGGGCAAAUGAGACAGCACUCACUGCCAACCAGAAAGGUAAAAAGAGAAAGCAAAGGUCAGAGUCUAAACCCAAAAAGUUCUGUCUUACAAGAUGCAAAGAAGGUAAGACCCGCAAAAAAACAGAAGAAAGUUCCUCCUGUUGAACCUCCGACAGGCUACGUUCACGUCAGGGCAAGAAGGGGUGAAGCAACGGACAGUCAUAGCCUUGCUGAGAGAGUGAGACGAGAGAAAAUCGGUGCGAGGAUGAGGCUAUUGCAAUCUCUAGUUCCUGGAUGUGAUAAGAUAAUCGGCAAGGCUCUCAUACUGGAUGAGAUAAUUAGAUAUGUUCAGUAUCUAAAGGGUCGAGUGGAGUCACUCGAAGCAGAACUUGUUUUUGUUAAUGGGAGGGUCCUUAAUGACUUUGAAGGGCAAUUCAAUUUGGAGACACAAGCAUGGCAGGAGCUAUUUACCUCGGAACUUCAAUUGAGUCCUGUUCUGGAAUCUGGAUCCUCUCAUCUCCCUUCGUUCGUUGAGACAGCAGAUGCACCCACUUCAUUUAAUGGCAAAAGUCUAUUCGAGAUGAUUCGAGAUAAUGAUGGCCAGCAGCCUUUAGAAAAAAAACCAAGCCUGUGA
Messenger RNA from Dovyalis caffra, 909 nucleotides. The record is from the annotation of a GenBank genome assembly. NCBI's taxonomy places the organism in Eukaryota, Viridiplantae, Streptophyta, Magnoliopsida, Malpighiales, Salicaceae.